Messenger RNA from Chrysemys picta bellii (western painted turtle), 522 nucleotides. NCBI's taxonomy places the organism in Eukaryota, Metazoa, Chordata, Testudines, Emydidae. The record is from RefSeq and is a predicted model, not a curated record.
CUCAGCCCCCGGGGUUCUUUAAAUGGGACCCCGGCGUCCGGGACUCCGCUGCGGCUCAGGGCAGGUCCCGGGCGCUGGGUUCCCCAGGGCGGCCCCUGGCGGCGGAGCGCGGCGCUGAGAGGUCCCAUGCCCUACGGUGCUGCCCCACUCAGGAUGUCGGUGCCCCUGGCCGAGCUCCCCACCAGCCCCCUGGCCCUGGAAUAUCUCAACGACUUUGACCUGCGGAAGUUUGAGGUCAAGCGCGAGCCGGCCGGCCCAAUGGGCGGGGCCUCCCUGGACCCCUCCCCCUGCAGCUCAGUGCCGCCCUCCCCCACGCUGAGCGAAGCAGGGCUGGGGGAUGGAGGGGACCCCAAAGCGGGGCUGGAGGAGCUGUACUGGCUGGCCGCGCUGCACCAGCAGAUGGCGGGGGGUGGGGAGGGCCUGGGGCUCAGCCCAGAAGAGGUGGUGGAGGCCCUGCUGGGGGGGGCGGCCGAGGGGGGUUUCUGCCCUGGGGGGCCGCUCCAGCCGCAACAGCAGCCGUAG